This is a messenger RNA of Chara braunii, 1480 nucleotides long. The record is from the annotation of a GenBank genome assembly. NCBI's taxonomy places the organism in Eukaryota, Viridiplantae, Streptophyta, Charophyceae, Charales, Characeae.
ACGAGAAAUAAAUACCCUCUAAAAAAGGGGAAAAAAAUAUGGAGCGUAUCAGGCGGGUAUGCUGGAUCAUGGAAGGAAACAAGAGAGAGUGCGGAUGGAAAAACCUGUAGUGGCAAAAAUUUCCGAGGUCUCAUCAUCAAUUAAGGGCACUUCAAUAUUGGGGGUGACAGAGGCUACUACCAGGGUGAGAGGGGCGGCAGUGUCGACAAGGAGGACAUGGGCGACACAAGCGAUCGUACCUUGAUCAGGAAGGCGGGUCCCCUUCCCUAUGAAUCUCAGCCGCUCGCUCAACCGUCAGAUCAACCUCAUUCCCAUGGUGGUGGGCAAUCGCACCCCCACCCCUACAGCACCAACCUGGCGGCGCCUCCGGCUUUGUCUACUGUCAGCAGCAUCGCAGGUGGUGGGCAGUUCUUGCCUAUCAAAAGACUACUUGCUGCACAAAAGGCGCGAAAAGCUGCGCAAGAGGACGUGCAAAAACUAGCUAAUCGGCUAGAGCAGCUGAGAAAGGAAGAAGACAAAUCCGUUCGCCGAAUCGCCGAGACCAAAAAGCGGGCCCAGGAGAUCACAGAGAUGAGGAAGAGGAAUGAAGAUGCCCGGCAAGCACGUAUUCACUGGCAGCAAGAGAGGGAACAAGAACUGCGCAAUUUCCACGACUCCGUGCUGAACAACAAGGAGGAGAGGAGGCGGCGUCGGCAAGCUUCAGCUAUGGCCAACUCUAAGACAAAGAAGGAAGAGAUUGCAAGGCUCAAAGCCGAGAAGAAACGGAUCGAAGAAGAGACGGCGAUGAGAAGAGAGGAGGAUAGAUUGAAGGCUUUGCAAAGCAAGGAGUACAUUCGGCAGUCGGCUCUGCAUUUCAGAGAGAGGCUUCUGGAGGAGAAGAUCCGGAACCUGCACAAGGCGAGAACGGAAUUCGAGAGGAGAGUGGAGGAGGAGAGGUCCCUGCAUGAGAGGAAGGCCAGAGAGCUGUCGAAAAUGGCGAAGGAGGAGAUGGAGUUGAUACAGAAGCUGCACAGGAGGCAGAAGCAGCAAAGGGAGGCCUACGAGGAACUGGAGAAAGCGCUUGGUGUAAUCAGAAAGGGCAAAUACAUGCUGGGGGGUGGUGGUGGUGGUGGUGGUGGUGGUCCCCUCAACAUCUGCAAUAGUGACGGAGGAGGGACAAUCAACCCCCCAGAGGAGGGCCUUCCGUUAAGGGAUCUGGAUACAAAUGUUUCGGCGUCUCUGGAUAAAGGCAUCUCCACGCUUGACCGGCGUGAAGAGGAGGCGGCAAUAAAAGCGCAGUUCAACCUUUUAGACUCAGAGGGCAAAGGAUGGAUAGCGACAAGGGAUUUAGGAAAGUUACUGUACAGGCUAGGGGAACGGCUUGCGGAGCCGCAAGUGGCUCGAGCCACACAACAACUGGAUGGAAAAGGUGCAGGAAAGAUACAAUUCAAUGAUUUUUUGCUGUGGUGGAGAGGUUAAUUAAUGAAAAUAAUGACCAUUG